CUCGCCACCAUGCAUGAACAGAUCUGAGAUGUCUCCAUAUCUAAAUCUUUUUGUUGCAUCAAAUGCUAUGACUGUGCCAAAUUUAGUGCUUUCUUCAAAAAGUGCAUGAUUUUACCAAACACUAGUGCAUCUCCGCUGGACUAAAAGGCUUUUAUAAACAUGAAUUUUGUCGAAGACAAACUUGAUAUUUCUAGUAUAAAUUUAAUCUGUGACGGUGUCUUGGCAAUGUUUGGCCUUUGGGUAAGUGGUAAAUAUUUCAGAAUUCAGUGGUCAAUUUCAUUCGCAUGUGCGAAGUUCUUAUAAUUUUAAGCCAAAUCUCAAUAGCUACUACAAUAUAGACAAUAAUAUGUUUUUAUGCGAACUUGUAAUUACAUGAAAUUGCAGUGAUUAUACGAAAUUGCAUGCAGUAAUUAUAUGAAAUUGCAGCAAUUAUAUGAAAUUGCAGUGAUAAUUAUUGUUCAAGUGCGUUGUACGAAUCACGGUUUAUAGCAGAAUAAGGAGAAAAUCGGAUUUUCCUAUUGCAAGUUUAUUUUAGCAUACCGUUGUUCAUGGUUGGAUUGUCCUUUUUCAGUCGUUGCUAGAUUAUUCUUUUUGUUUUUAUCGACUAGCCUUUCGACAAUUCAUGAUAAGCAGCGACUGUCUGUCGUGAGUUGUGUUAUCUGGUUUUAAAGCCGUGACUCAGUUCACAUUUGUCUUGUUCUUAUAUAGAUGUCCCAGAAAGCAAAUAAUGCAACUUGGAAUUACAUUUGUCCAUCUGUAGUCGUUUGUGCCACACGUUUGAAUUGAAGGUUGAUACCAGUUUAGAUUCAAUAAUGGAAAUCAUUGUAGUUGCAAAAAUAUUGUUCGUAUUAAUCCUCUUCUCUCUGGCGAGUCUGCCGUGUUCAGUUUUAUCUGGAAUUAAUUACAGUCUGUCUUCAUCAAGGCAACCAAGUAUUUCUGCAAAUAUUCGAAACUCAUCGAAUCAGUCUUUUCGUCCUCUGAACACACUGCAAACUUCAGAAAUUGGCAAAAGCAGUAGUAACAGCUCUGUCGCACCUACGUCAAUAAAGCAGAAAAAAAUCGUCUCGUCCAUGCAUGAUUAUCUGCAUCGCGCAAUAAAUAAAAGUAGUAAAACACAAACGUUUCAUAAACCAGUGAAAACUGAGAAUUUUAAUAGCGAAUCCUUGAAAACCUCGCCAAGCAUCACGAUAAUACAGUCACCUACCCCGCUGGAUAGAGAUAAAAUAGACAAAGACACCACACCUAUGUAUGUCAAGGAUUCUCCAACUUUCUAUAACAAAGAUAUUCCCACUUUCUUUGUCAAAGACACGCCAUUUAUAUAUGUCAAAGAUACUCCACCUAUCUAUGCCAAAAACAAGGAAAAAGCAACGACGACAAACUCUGCACCAACAUACACGAAGGACAAAGACGAGAAGCUGUUUUCCAUACCAUUCCAAAUUUUGAUACCAAAACCAACACGUCCACAAUGUUCCAAGGGUAUGAGUUGCAAAGGUCGCUGUGGUUUUCAGAGACAAUUUGGUGAUAAGUGGUCUUGCUUUUGCGACCCAGAUUGCAACAUGCUAUUCGAGGAUUGCUGCGAAGAUUUUGAUGAAUAUUGCAACACAACUUUCAUGCAAGAACACAAGGUGAUAAAUGAGUUUGAGAAGCGUUGGAAUUGCACGACACUGUACCAUGAUGAUUCGCCUAUCUGGGUUAUCGGACAAUGUCAACCAGGCUGGAACGAUGUUGAUGUUUUACGACGAUGCACCGAGAAAAACACGAAGUCGAAGAUCAUUUCCCAACUAAUUCCAGUUAUUGAUCAAUAUCAUAACACAUUUUUGAACCGUUAUUGUGCAAUAUGCAACAAUGUCACAUCGUUCAGCCAAUGGGAGUUUGAGGUAUAUUGUGACGUCAUACCUCCCGCAGGGUACACAGAAGCACAAUGGGCCACGUUCUUGGAUUUAUUCUGCAUCAAAGACUCGUUUACUCUCAAACAAACCUGGGGUAAAAGAUAUUGUGUUAUUGUGCAUUCGGAUUGUUCUUAUAAAGACAGUGAAGAAGCUGUUAAAGGCUGUCGAUUUGGACCAACGGGUUUAAUAACACACCUAUCAAAAAAUAUACAUUAUCGAAAUUGGGAUUGUUUAUUGUGCAAUUCCUUGAUUUAUGCUAUGCUUCCUCCUUUUCCGGUAUGUGGGCCAAGGCCCCCGAUGAGUAAGUAUCAAUCAUUUACAUGGAGUAAAAUUGUUCCAUAUAGUGCAAUCUUCCGCGCGUCUUCUUUACCGAUCCCUCAGUGUCCGCAAGAACAACUCUACGACGACACGUUCGGAGAAUGCAAACCCUUUCUUUCAAGAAAUGACCUCAACGUUGGAGAAGUUUUGAAAAGAUAUGUUGUCAUCUUAGAGUACAAAGAACACUCAAAUAGUUGUGGUAUAUCUUUAUCUACGGGAUCAGAGAGUGCUAACUUGAUGAUGAUGAGGCUCGGAGAUGUCUUUCCAAAACUUUUGGGAAUUAGCUUAAUGGAACGAGAUUCGAGAUUAGUGGAUUUUAAAAUUCAACCACUGGAUAAUUCCAGUUAUCGUGUGAUCUUUCAGCUGCUAGAGAACUCCGAGGAAAAUGACCUAGUAGAGAGUAUUAUUGGGCAUGAACUUAAGCUUCAAAAUCUCGCCUUUCAUUCGCGCAGUUUUACCAGAUCCAGAGGACUUUGCACAUACUACAUAAAUACAUGCAUCGUUCACAAAAUGAUAUGUGCUGAAAACGAAACAUUCUCUGUUAAUGAAAUUGAAAUAUAUGCAAACAAUAGUGCAUUUAUUAUCAAAACAGGAAAACUUUACAGCGAUAAGGAGUACUUCGUGUUCAAAAAUGAAAAACGUUUGGCUUUAUGUAAAGAUUACUGGCCUGGAAAUUGUUCCUAUUAUAUUGAAGUAAAGAAUGAAUCUAAUUGGUCCCUUUUUGAGAAUGGCUCUGUUCAUACGGAUGUGACAAAAGCUCCAUGGUUGCAUUAUGGGGAAUAUACCAUAGUUGAUGGCGUAUUAAGGUUUUGUUCAAGGUUUCCGAACGCAAUAUUUAGUACUACAACCUCGAUACAUGAAACCGUUUUGUCUUAUGCGACCAUAGUUUGUCUGUCAAUGUCUAUCAUAAGCCUAGCUGCACUUUUAAUUGUGUAUUUACUUUUCCCCGCCUUGCGAAAUAUUCCUGGGAAAAAUCUGAUGUUGUUCAGUGGCAUACUUGCUUCUAGUCAAGUAUUAUGGUUGCUUCAACAAUAUAUAGCUUCUUUAUCUUCCACCCUCUGUGUCGCAACAGCCUUCGCCUUGCAAUAUUUUCUCUUGGCUUCCUUUUCAUGCUCAACAUCCAUUGCAUUUCACUCGUUUCUGACUUUCCUCAACAUUGCAAAAGGAAAGUUAACGCAAUCUUCUGGGAAAACGUUUUUGCACUAUGUAUUGUAUAGCCUAGGUUUUCCUCUGCUCUUACUCUUAAUGUGCUGGCUUCUGUAUUAUCAUAAUCUCCUUACAAUUGUGCACUAUCAACAUGUCUGUUGGUUUAAGCACGACUUAAGUAUUUAUAUUGCAUUUCAUAUUCCCGCUUUCACCAUGCUUUUACUUAAUUUCAUCCUCCUUUCGAAAACCAUGAUGUUUCUCCGGGAUUGUACGAAAGAACGCCGAAACCUGGCGGGAAAAACCGGCGCUCCAACAAGAAUACAGAUUGGAAUAUACCUUCGGUUGUCGACUAUAAUGGGAGCCACUUGGUUAUUUGGUGUUUUCAUAGUGAUAUUUCCAGAUGUUGUUGCUUUGGAAUAUUUGUUUGUGUUUAUCGAUGGUUUACAAGGGCUUUAUGUCGCCUUAGCAUUUCUCUUUACUGACAAUGUAAAGAAAUUUAUUAUAAGAAGAAAGGAUAGAGGAGCCACAACUGGCAAGAGUAAUGCCAUGCAUUCUACUCUGGCUUCAACAACAAUGUAA
This is a messenger RNA of Paramuricea clavata, 3932 nucleotides long. Lineage: Eukaryota; Metazoa; Cnidaria; Anthozoa; Malacalcyonacea; Plexauridae. The record is from the annotation of a GenBank genome assembly.